AUGCCGGCGGACGACUUCGCCGGGCUCGCGCUCUUGUCACCCAUCCCGAAUGGGGAUGGCACAUACAGCUCGCCAAACGAUGUGUCCGAAGUGUACACCUUCACCGAUGGCAAGCGUGCCAUCCUGUCCGUCUGCGGCGCCGUGCUCCUCUUCAACAUCGCCUGCUUCGGCUGGAUGGUGCUCAAGCGCUCCUACCUCCCCUUCAAGGCCAAGCAACUUCCCAUCCUGGGCCUGAUGCUCCUAGUCGCAAUUCGCCUAUCCCGUGCCGCCAGCCCGGCGCCCUCCGCCCCCUGCCAGACCAUCCAGCUGACUCUCGCCCCCACGCUCACGUCCGCCUGCAUCCAUGUGUGGCUGCUGCAGCCGGCACGCUCUUCACUGCCGGUGUUCUUGUACGCCACCAGCCAGCUCCCCCUUUGGCCCUCCGUGCCGCUGCGCCCCUGUCUCCUUCCCUUCUAUCAGCCGUUCAACCACAUACCUCGGCGCAUGGAGCUGUGA
Molecule: messenger RNA, 495 nt
Organism: Fonticula alba
Lineage: Eukaryota; Rotosphaerida; Fonticulaceae
Exons: 3
Coding region: 1-495 (164 amino acids)
Source: RefSeq, a predicted model, not a curated record